GUCUUUCAAGGAAUAUCCCCGUGGGGGGGACGAGAGAUGUCGAGUGCGGCUAUCCCGGGAGACUCCCCUUGAUCGAAGUGAAGACCUGUUGAGCAGGGGGGAUACGAUGGAGGUGAUGAACAAACAGUUGAAGGGUGUGGAAUAUAAAAUCUGCUGUGAACUGGAGCUGGAGGAGGGAAGCUGUACAAAUUAAAAGAAGGGCGAGAAGAAGGGAUGGGGAAAAGUGAGGAGAAGAUUGCAUCCUCCUGCAGAGAGGAUGGGCACAUAGAAGCAAGGUCUGGGUCUGCAAGCUCUAAAGAGAAAGACCAAGAGAGGGUUGUAAGGGACCCAAAAUUGAACGGCGUAUGGGUCGUUAUCACCCACCCUCUGAGGGCGAGAGUUUUCCGACCGUGCCAUCAUGGACCUGAUGAGAGUUGCACAGAAGCCUGCGGACAGUUGCCGGAAUUUGCAAUGCCGAAUGUGUCACAGAAUCACACUGACAAGAGCGGAGUGCCUUCGCAAACAGACCGAGGAGACAGAGGAGUGAGUGACUCAAGCGGAUGUAUAGCGACUCUAGACGAGGGAGAAGAAAGACGUCUUAGUGCCGAACGUAGAGCCCGUGCUCUCGCAGCRUCGAGAGAAGCAGCAAACCUUGCAGCUAGGGAGCAGGCUGCAGCAGCAGCCACGACAACAGCAAUGGCUACCGCAGCAGCAACCUCUGCUGCAACCACGGUUGCGUCCUCGUCARGAACCCAGUUGGGAAUGCCAACGGGGUCCUCGGGUAUCUCCACUUUACUAGGGUCUAGGCCGUCUACAAGUCAAAUGACGGGCGUGCAGUUCAGCCCGUUGACUCCUCGCGAGAGGGAGCUCAGGGAGCUUCAACAUGUCGAAAGGAUCCGUGAAAGAUUAGAGAGGGAACUGAAACAGGCUACCGACACAGAAAAGGAGAUCAAAAAUAGAACAGCCAGGCUUGAUACUCUAGAGACUGACAAGGCUGAGUUGGAGGGCUUGGACGAUUCAGGAAUGAAUGAGCCCAUGAAAGUGUUGAGGAACAACAUGCUGUCACUACAUGCGCAUGUGGACAGCAGGUUGGACUUCAUGCAGAACACUUUAGACCAGAUCUUGGACGCUUUGAUAAGGCCAGGAUUCCGGCCACCAGCACAAUCGCCGUUGCCGUUAACAACGAUGUUAGGUCCCUUUCCCUUACAAGCUGGCACACAUCCAAGUGGUACGUCUGCAGCAGUCUCGCAGACUGUUGCGUCUUCUUCUUUGGGUCCAGUGGUGAAUGCUACAUCACCACAACAACCUGUUCAGCAAUCUGGACAGCAGCAAGGUCAAUGGUACCCCAAGACCCCAAUGAAACCGCCUCUUGCCUUCUCAGGUGAGAGAAAGGACGAGGGACUCAACACAUGGUUGAGGACGGUCCCGGUUUGGGUGAAGGCCAAAAGGACCUUGCCAGAGGAUGAGGUGGUAACUGCGGCAUCUUACCUAGAGGGUAAAGCAGCCAAGUGGCUAGAUGGUGAAGUUGUGAAGGUCGGGUACGGGCGACGCAUGGUGGAUUGGGCUAAGUCUUUGACCUUAGACCAAUUCAUGGAGAUGGUAGAAGCUCGAUGGCAUAACCCACAGGAGGCUCAAAGGGCCACUGAUGCCAUUAACAAACUUGACCAACGCAAGUUCAGAUUGAAGCAUGCACUCAUGAAUCACGAAGUUCUCAUGGUUCCCGAUCCGCAGAAGCCAUUCAUAGUGACCACUGACGCAAGCCAAUACGACAUUGGCGCAGUGCUGGCUCAGCAGGAUGGGAAAAAGUUGAGACCGAUUGAGUAUAUGAGUAAGAAGAUGCCAUCGAAAAAAUUGGCGAAGUCCACCUAUGAAAGGGAACUCUACGCUCUCUACAAGGCACUUGUCCAUUGGAGACACUUCCUUUUGGGAAGAUUCUUCUAUCUGAGGACUGAUCAUCAGACCCUCAAAUGGAUCAAGACUCAACCGGCUCUUUCUGCUGCACUCAAGCGAUGGAUUGAGGUCAUAGACCAAUAUGACUUCAAGCUUGAGUACCUGAAAGGAGAGUACAACAAGGUUGCAGACGCGCUAUCCCGUAGAGCAGACUACCUAGGUGCGCUAGUUUCCGAAUUUGGCGUAUCUAACGAAGUAACUCAAUCAUUGGUGGGAGCCUAUCAGGAAGACCCUGUCACAAUGGACAUCAUCCGCAAACUUCAGGCAAAAGACAAGGCCACAGAAAGUGAGUUUGUGAUGGUGGAUGGGCUAAUCUAUCUUGAUAAGGCCGGAGUAAAGAGAUUGGUAGUUCCAUCUAGUGAACAAUUGCGUAGUUUAUUUUUAGGCGAAUGUCAUGACGCAACUGGGCGCUUUGGCUACAAGAAGACGAGUGCUAACUUGAUACAGCGAUUUUGGUGGCCCAUAAUGCUAGAUGACGCAAAGAAGUAUGUUGAGACCUGUCAGGUCUGUCAGCGGGACAAGCCGCGAACUCAAGCACCGCUUGGGUUAUUGAAGCCUUUACCCAUUCCUGAUGGUCCAGGAUUGAGUGUUUCCAUGGAUUUCAUGGACACCCUAGUGACCAGCAAGAGUGGUAAGAGGCACAUUUUCGUCAUCAUUGACAGAUUCACCAAGUACGCUAGACUAAUACCAAUKCCAGAGACAGCCAGGACAGAGUAUGUCAUCAAGUUGUUCAAGGACAACUGGAUAAGGGAGUUUGGUUUACCAAAGACCAUCAUUAGUGACCGAGACGUCCGCUUCACAAGUGAACUGUGGAAGAGGACUGCAGAACAGAUGGGCAGUCAACUUCAAAUGACUUCAGGGAAUCAUCCCGAAGCCAACGGACAAGCCGAACAAAUGAACAGAGUGGUACAGCACUUGCUGCGGCAUUACAUCAAGCCCAGCCAAGAUGAUUGGGAUGAGCAGUUGCCUCUCAUCGCCAGCUUGUACAACAAUGCUAUUCAUAGUAGUACCGGCGUUAGUCCUAACCAGUUGCACUUGGGAUGGAAGCCUAGAUCAGCACUAGACUUCCUCCUACCUGAAAACCGACCUGCUGCAACUCCAGGCACACUUGAAUACGGUGUGCAAUAUGAAAAGUUGCUGCGCGAGGCUGUUGAACAUAUGAAGAAAGCUCAGCAAGCCAUGAUUGCUUCUGAGAAUCAACAUCGCAGACAGUCCACAUUUCAGGUGGGGGAACGUGUCUGGGUCAUGGCUGGUGAGUUAGGACAGGAGUUCGGAAUAUCUCGUAAACUAAUGCCUCAAUACUUUGGUCCCUGGGAAGUCUUGGAUGUAGUGGGAGAUGAAAUGGAUGGUCCUACGUACGUCAUUCAUGUCCCUGGUCAUCUACACACUCACCCAGUUUUUCAUGCCUCAAAGCUUGCACCUUUCGCUGAGACAGAUCAAUUCCCUUCCAGGAGAUCGAUGCUGCCCCCAACCAUGGAUGGUCAAGUUGACAUCGACGACAUUGUGGAUCACAGGGACAUGCCUGUUCCAAAGCCGCUGGGCCGAGGGAGACCUCCCAAGCCCAAGAGAGAGUACCGCGUCAGAUUCAGGCAUCACACGGAUCCAAAAGAAGAUCGUUGGUUUACCAGGGAGGAACUGAUUGACACAGCUCCUCAGGUGGUGGCAGACUAUGAGAAGAAACUGAAAGGGAAGGCGCCUGCGAAGGCACUGGCGGCCAUAGCCGGGCCGCAAGAGGGUGCAGGGGAGGCGCUGGAGCCGCUGAAUGGAAACGUGGAGUCCCUGGAGUUCUUCAAGGGGUGGAAGAAGAGAGGUCGGGAAAUCGAAGGUUCAUUGUUUCAAAAAGGUUCCAUCCCACAAUACCCUCUUCCGUGUGGAGCGGAUUUGGAGCAUGUAAUUCCUCUUGAUGCGCCAGAGGACCGGCGACUUAUAAUCUUGUUGAAGACAAUUUGUCGAUUUGAGAUGCAAAGAGUGCAGCGCCACUAUGGAGAUGUCCUGUUUUGCAGAUCAGUCGACAGAAUGUUCAGGAGGCUAGUGACCAAUGUGGAAGAGAUGUUGAAGAAUGGAACAAUGAUCGUCAGACAAAGGCGGGAGGGCGACGAAGGUGGGAGAAGCGGGAGGGUGACGAAGGUUGGAGAACUGGAAGGGCGACAAGGGAGGGAGGGAGGGACACAGCUGGACACCAUCGGCAGACGGCAGCGGCGGGACACCUUCGGUGACAGGCAGUGGCGGGAAGCGGCGGCGGGCAGCAGGAGACCGGCGGGCAGCAGGAGACCGGCGGGCAGCAGGAGACCGGCGGGCAGCCAUGAAGGGGAUGUCAAGCCAGUGGCCAUCAAGCACCUCCAGGACCAGAUCAAGAAACAUUUCACGAUCGAGGGGACGCGGGGAAAGAAUGCGAAGAAGGGAUCAAAGUACUGGAGGUGCAACUACCGCGAGAUGCGGUUGUCCGGGACUGCUACGAGGCUCCGGGAUCACUUCUUUGAGAGGUGCACCCUCGAGAAUGUCACUGCCCCGUUGUCAGUGGAGAGGGCGAGGAGGGAGGCGGGAAUUUCGGAGGGAAAGUGCCUUGGUCGCAUGCUUCUGCGGAGCGAGGCUGGAGGUGCUGGCCCCAGCAAUAUGCCGACCUCCACAAGUCAGAUUCCGGAGUUUCCGAGCUCACUGGUCGCUGGUGCGGGCGGCAAUGGCGAAACGACCACACCUCAAUCUACUGCCGGCACCGUUCUUGGAUCGAGGCCAAGUUCGGGGAGGCCGUUGAGGCAGACUGUUAUCGAGGAGGCUGACAAUGUCUUUAGUUUGGUGGAGGACGUCUACUUUCCUCGAGUUCCUUCAGACCGUGAGGAUGGCCCAUCCGACAUGGAUGCCUUGCAGAAGGGACGAGCAGAGGACAAAGCGCAUGGACGCAGAGUAUGCACCGGUAGGGCCGGAGGUCCAUGCGAUGAUAGUCAAAUGGAAAAAGAUGGGGUGUACGCUGCAGAUGGACGGGUGCGCCGCAACAAACCACAUUUGAAUGUGAUGGUGUCCUCGCCCGUCGGUACCGUAUUCUGGAAGUCCGUCUGCGUGGAGGGCAAGGAGAACGAUUCUGCAGCUUAUUUUCGAGUGCUGGACGAGGCGAUCAAGGACAUCGGAGUGGGUGCAGUCGUUGGUGUUGUCAUGGACAACGCAAGGGUGUGCGUGAAGGCAGGGAAGAUGGUGGAGUCCGCCUAUCCGACCAUCUUUAGCGUCUGUUGUACGACACAUGCGCUGGACCUCGUGCUGGAGGACAUGUACAAGGACCUGCCUUGGAUGGCGCAGGUGGUCGAUGCUGGCAACAUGGUCGGCCGUUUCUUCUCGAAUGCGGACAAGGCAAGGGCUCUGUUUCACCAUUACUCCCCUAAGACAAAGCUGAAGCGCCCGGCAACGACCAGAUUUGCAACUAACUUUGAGAUGCUGCAGCCGCUGAAGAACUUGAAGACAUCUCUUGAUCGGUGCAUGUGCAACAAGAGAUGGGCGUUUGGCUCGAAGCGCGACUUCCUCGCUCCACAAGCAAUCAAAUUGCUUGACCAGGCAAGCUCCUCUGGUGCUUGCGAGCGGAAUUGGAGCUUGCAUGAGCCAGUGUAUGGAAGGAGGCAGACAAAGUUGUUGCCAGAGAGGAUGGCGAAACUCGUGUACAUCAGCUUGAGUGUUCGUCUCCUGAGGAGGAAUCACCGUGGCGAGGGGGAUGAUAUCCACACCCCAUGGGCGGACGACGUCCCAGUGGACAAGGAGAUGGAGGAGUGGUAUGUGCAGUGGUUGGAGCGGGUCCAUGAGGAUGUCGAUCGUGAGGAGGAGGUUGUUGAGGUGGACUUCGAUGACGAGGGAGACGAGAUCCCAAUGCGGCGGACUUCCCUACUCAAUGAGGAAGUUGACGACAGGCUGGCCGAGGAGGAGGAUACUCUACUUGUUGGUACAAGGCAGUGCGACUGGCACGAGUGCACGAAGCCUGGGAAGCACCACAAGCGAAAGUUGCGCAGGAGAUCCGGUUGCCAGCUGCCCGUGCCUUGUGAGCUGUGCACGAAGGAGGGUUACGUUCUCGCAAUGGAAGUGCAAUGGGCAGGCACGUGGUUGCAGGGCUGGGAUGAGGCACCAACAAAGAGGAGAGGGAAAGGCAAGGGCAAACAGCCGGUGGAGGAUGAUGGUGUGCCCACGCAGCGUGAACAGCCACAACCGAAGAGGGGCCGCCCAACUUUGGUAGAUCAGGUCGGCACGCAGGCGAAGAAGGCUGAAGACAAGGCUGUUGCUUCAGCAGCUGAAGCAAAAGCUGCUGCUGACAAAGCCACUGCGGCCAAAGCCAGAGCGGCAGCGAAAGCCGCCACAAAGAGCACAGGUGGAGGAAGGCCAGGAAAAAAGCCGGUCGCAAAUGUUGAGAUCCCAACUGCGGCAGUGGCCCGCAUGGCAAAGCUGGAGAGGAGGAAAGCACAACUACAACUCAUGAGUGCAAGGUUAAUCGAGGAGGAGCGGUGCUGGGAGCAAGAGAUACGUCGCCAGGACCUGGAUGAUCAAGGGCAACAUGCGGCUGAUGCUGGAUCUUCUGACAGAGGAGAAUCCAUGGAGACGAGGCCUUCGAUGGGAACUCAAUUUUCGGCGUUGAUUGAAAAGAGCUUCAACAAAAUAUUCCACCGGAUUGAGUUGCGUUGCCACGAGCUUAAUCUUGCGACUUCGGACUUCGCAUUGGCGCAGAAGCAAAUAGAGGAAACUUGCAUCCAGCUUACCCAGGAGUACCAGAAGAUGGCCUUCAGUGAUCUGGCACUUCUGGGCGAUCCACGUAUGGAUGUGAUGAAUUUCUGUAAUUUUCCAAACCCUCUAUGAGACUACUGUUUCACUGGUAGGUCUAACCGUAUAACAGUACUAUAACCUUUCUUUUUUCUCUUUCUUUUUUUCUUGCUCAUAGACCAUGCUAAUCUUCUCUGUAGCGUCCCAAUUUUAUCGGAUGUCCUGGAGGACUACAACCGUAUAACGUUAUUUUGUAAGUCGCAUCGUCUCACAUGGUUAUGCGUAAUGCACAUACUCAUGCAGUGCUCCUGUGUUGCCCCUUUGUGUGUGCUACAGUACUACUACUAUAUGGCUCCUACCGUCUUCCCCCGAAUAGAACGUUCGGUCAUUACCCCCGUACUUUGGGCAACUUUCAGUCCGGAUACAGCGACAAUGACCGUUCGUUCUAUUUGGGGGAUGACGUCACGACGGUCCUGAGACAAUCGUCGGACCAGAUCACCUCCAGCUGUUGCGCGCAGGACGAGCUCGGGCCGGCAACGGAAUACAGCUACCAACUUCCCCUGAAACAUAAUGCACUCUCAUCAUGACCAUAUGACAUUACAAAGCUGGGUUGUCUACAUUCAUGAUGAAGGUGCGCUCUGUUCUGUUUUGUCAAUGAUGGUGCGCCUGAAAGGUCCAUGAAUUGCGACUUCACAACAUGCUAUGCUGUAGAAUAGCGCUAAGGAUAUGGCCUGUAGAAUAUUAUACAGCAAUUAUGCUUUAUUGAAAAGCAUGCUGUGUUUUGUAAGUGUCCUAUAGGCAGUAUAGACUCUA
This is a messenger RNA of Chara braunii, 7467 nucleotides long. The record is from the annotation of a GenBank genome assembly. NCBI's taxonomy places the organism in Eukaryota, Viridiplantae, Streptophyta, Charophyceae, Charales, Characeae.